Messenger RNA from Rhea pennata, 1218 nucleotides. RefSeq names its product cyclin A1 (gene CCNA1). Gene Ontology annotation, cellular component: cytoplasm; nucleus; cyclin A2-CDK2 complex. The coding region runs from base 1 to 1218 and encodes 405 amino acids. The record is from RefSeq and is a predicted model, not a curated record. Gene Ontology annotation, biological process: mitotic cell cycle phase transition; regulation of cyclin-dependent protein serine/threonine kinase activity. Lineage: Eukaryota; Metazoa; Chordata; Aves; Rheiformes; Rheidae. The transcript is spliced from 8 exons. Gene Ontology annotation, molecular function: cyclin-dependent protein serine/threonine kinase regulator activity.
AUGCGCCGCACCGCGGAGAAGAGCCGUGCGGGGCGGCCGGAGCCCCGCGCCGCCGCCGGCGGGCGGGCCGUGCUGGGGGAGCUGGCGGAGAACGGGCAGCAGCGGCGGCCCGGCGGCCAGGGUACUACAAUUAUCAGACACUUCUCUGGCUCUGAAAACUCCUUCCCUCCAGCUGGAAAAGAUGAAUUGCCUAGCUGUGUGGUCAAUGCCACGUCAAAGCAAGGAUUUGCUAUAUAUAUAGAUGAACCAGAACAGAAAGAAAACUACAACUGCCCAGUGAUUGAAGAUCUGGAAUCUAGCCUAUGUGAACUGGAUACUAGUGCAAUGACAUCCAAUAUUCACCUGCUGUUGGAUCUGAGUACAGGGUCUCCUAUGCUAGUGGACACAUCCUUCCAGUCCCAACCAGAGGAUCAGGUGGAAGAUACAAUAACUGUAAUGACUGUGGGAGAAUAUGCGGAGGAUAUUCAUCAGUACCUCCGAGAAGCUGAAGUAAGAUACAGGCCCAAGCCCUACUAUAUGAGGAAACAACCAGAUAUCACAACAGGAAUGCGUGCCAUCUUGGUAGACUGGCUUGUGGAAGUAGGUGAAGAAUACAAACUUCGGACAGAGACACUGUACUUGGCAGUGAACUUCCUGGACAGGUUCCUUUCCUGCAUGUCUGUGCUCAGAGGGAAGCUGCAGCUUGUAGGAACAGCAGCAAUUCUUCUGGCUGCGAAAUACGAGGAGAUUUACCCACCAGAAGUAGAUGAAUUUGUAUAUAUAACUGAUGAUACAUACACGAAGAGGCAGCUGCUGAGAAUGGAACAUCUGCUUCUCAAAGUGCUGGCGUUUGACUUAACAGUGCCAACCAUCAAUCAGUUCCUCCUCCAGUAUAUUCAGAGGCAUGGAGUCUGCAUCAGGACAGAGAACUUUGCAAGGUAUCUUGCAGAGCUCAGUCUCCUAGAAGCCGAUCCAUUUCUGAAGUACCUUCCUUCACAAACUGCUGCAGCAGCCUACUGUCUAGCAAACUAUACAGUAAACAGGCGUUUCUGGCCAGAAACACUUGCUGCAUUCACUGGGUAUUCACUAAGUGAAAUAGUGCCUUGCCUGACUGACCUACAUAAAGCAUGCCUUGAUGCUCCCCAUUGUCAACUGCAAGCGAUUAAGGAGAAGUACAAGCUGUCAAAGUACUUCCAAGUGUCUCUCUUGGAGCCCCCAGCAGUUCUUCCUCUACAGUAA